Carassius gibelio (silver crucian carp) is the source of this 577-nucleotide messenger RNA. RefSeq names its product keratin-associated protein 6-2-like. The record is from RefSeq and is a predicted model, not a curated record. Bases 49 to 561 code for a protein of 170 amino acids. The transcript has a single exon. Gene Ontology annotation, cellular component: extracellular region. Lineage: Eukaryota; Metazoa; Chordata; Actinopteri; Cypriniformes; Cyprinidae. Gene Ontology annotation, molecular function: peptidase inhibitor activity.
UGUGCUCUGAGUGUUUCGUGCUGUAUAUUGAAGUGGCAUACAGUCUAUAUGCACAGACUAAAGCUGAUUAUCUGUGUCCAUGCAGUGAAGCCGGGUCAAUGUCCCAAACCGAAGAGCGUUCCAGAAAUUGCUGAAAGCUGUUUCCAUGAUGGCCAGUCUCCUGCCACACAGAAAUUUUGCCCAACCACCUGUGGCCAUGUAUGUAGUGAACCAGAUGAUCAGGAAAGGGAUCAGGGAAGUGGUCAGGGUUACGGAAGUGGAGAAGGAAGCAGACGGGGACAGGGAAGCGGACAGGGUUACGGAAGUGGUCAGGGAAGUGGUCAGGGUUAUGGAAGUGGAGAGGGAAGCAGACGCGGACAGGGAAGCGGACAGGGAAGGGGUCAGGGAAGCGGACCGGGUUACGGAAGUGGUCAGGGAAGUGGUCAGGGUUAUGGAAGUGGAGAGGGAAGUGGACGGGAACAGGGAAGCGGUCAGGGUUACAGAAGUGGAGAGGGAAGCGGACAGGGUUACGGUAGUGGUCAGGGUUAUGAAAGUGGUGAGGGAAGCGGAAGCGGACAGUGAAUGGGUCAGGGAAGCG